GCGUGGCUGAGCCCUACAAAACCCGCCCUGGGCGGGCUGGCGAGGCGAGCUUCACAGCCAGGCUCCCCAACCCGCGUCGCGCAAGGGACGCGGUGUCCGCAGAGCCUGCGGGUCACUGGACACGCCGGGGCUCUGAGCGGGCGCCCACCAUGCGCCCCGGCACGGCGCCCAGGUCGCCCGCGCUGCUACUGCCGCUCCUGCUGGUGCUCCUGGCGGCGGCGCCCACGACAGGCAAGGGUUGUGUCUGUAAGGACAAAGGCCCGUGCUUCUGUGAUGGGAUCAAAGGGGAGAAGGGGGAGAAAGGCCUUCCCGGACCUGCUGGUUCUCCUGGCCAGAAGGGAUUCCCAGGUCCCGAAGGCUUGCCUGGACCACAGGGACCCAAGGGCUCACCAGGACUCCCAGGACUCACGGGUCCCAAAGGUGUGAGGGGAAUAACUGGAUUGCCGGGAUUUUCAGGUCCUCCUGGACUUCCAGGCACCCCUGGCCAUCCUGGGCCUUAUGGACCUGCUGGUGUCCCAGGAUGCAAUGGGUCUAAGGGUGAGCAAGGGUUUCCAGGCCUUCCGGGGACACCAGGCUACCCGGGGAUCCCAGGUGCUGUUGGUUUGAAAGGAGAAAAGGGUGCUCCUGCUGCAGAAGGUAUAGAACUUGAUGGAAGAGGUGACCCCGGGUUGCCAGGAGCUCCGGGAUUCCAGGGUUUGCCAGGCCUUCCAGGCUUUCCAGGACCUGUUGGUCCACCUGGCCCUCCGGGAUUCUCUGGCUUUCCAGGAACCAUGGGACCUCCAGGACCUAAGGGUCACAUGGGCGAUAAAGUGAUAGGACAAAAAGGAGAGCGGGGUGUGAAAGGAUUAACAGGACCCCCCGGACCACCAGGAACGGUUAUUGUGACGCUAACAGGCCCAGAUAACAGAACGGACCUCAAGGGGGAGAAGGGAGACAAGGGAGCCCUGGGGAAAUCCGGACCUCCUGGACCCUCAGGACCACCUGGAGAAUCUUAUGGAUCUCAAAAAGGUGCUCCUGGAGAACCUGGCCCGCAGGGAAAACCUGGCGAAGAUGGUGCCCCUGGUUUCCCUGGCACUGAGGGAUCCAAAGGCAACAGGGGCUUCCCUGGGUUACAGGGUAAAGACGGCAUUAAGGGGUGGAAAGGGGACAUUGGCCCUCCAGGAUUUCGUGGUCCAACAGAAUAUUAUGAUUCAUACCAGGAAAAGGGAGAUGAAGGACUUCCAGGCCCACCAGGGCCCAAAGGAGCUCGUGGCCCACAGGGUCCCAGCGGCUCCCCUGGGGUUCCCGGAAGUGCUGGGUCAUUGAGGCUUGGCCCCAGAGGAGCCCCUGGAUCUCCGGGAGUGAAAGGAAGUAAAGGGGAACGAGGGCCCCCAGGAAAGAAUGCAGUGGGGCCUCCUGGGUCCCCAGGUUGUCCUGGUUCACCAGGCCCUAUAGGGCUGCCAGGAUAUCCAGGACCACCAGGUGACAUCGUCUUUCGCAAAGGUCCACCUGGAGAUGGUGGACUCCCAGGCCUUGUAGGGUUUCCAGGAAUCCCAGGAGCCGAUGGGCCCAAAGGGGAACCUGGCCUUUUGUGCAUACAAUGUCCUUGUGUCCCAGGGCCCGUGGGUCCCCCAGGACUGCCAGGGUUGGAUGGCAUAAAAGGAGUCCCAGGAGGACAAGGGCCAUCUGGCAUUAAAGGAAGCCCCGGGUCCCCAGGAAGUACGGGUCUUCCAGGAUCUCCAGGAUUCCCGGGUGCUCCGGGGGAUCCAGGACUUAACGGAGAAAAAGGUGGAGCGUCUCCGCCUGAGGGAGAAGUGGGUGCCCCAGGGGACCCCGGGCCCAGAGGGCAUCCUGGAAGAAGGGGCUUGGAUGGAACUCCUGGAACUCCCGGGGUCAAAGGGUCACCAGGGCCCAAAGGUGAACUGGCCCUGAGUGGUGAGAAGGGGGAUCAGGGUCCUCCAGGGUAUCCUGGCAACCCUGGGUCCCCAGGACCUGCAGGACCACCUGGACCAUCAAACUAUGGACCACAGGGAGAGCCUGGUCCAAAGGGCACCCAAGGAGUUCCUGGAGCCCCUGGACCACCUGGAGAAGCCGGUCCUAGGGGAGAAUUCGUUAUUUCGACACCAGUCCCAGGGCCCCCAGGACCUCCAGGGCCCCCUGGCCGUGCUGGCCCCCAAGGUCCACCUGGUGUCCCUGGAUCCAUAGGAAAAUGUGUUGAUCCAGGUCUUCCUGGGCCUGCUGGCGAACCAGGAAUUCCAGGAAUCGGCUUCCCUGGGCCCCCUGGACCUAAGGGAGAGCAAGGUUUUCCAGGAGCAAAAGGAGCACCGGGUUGUCCAGGAGAAAUGGGGAAGCCCGGGUCACCUGGAGAACCGGGUCUCCCAGGAGCCAAGGGAGAACCAGGAGUAGCCGUGCCUGGAGAACCAGGAACACCAGGUUUUCCAGGAGAAAGAGGCGGUUCUGGGGAAAAUGGAGAAAUUGGACUCCCUGGACCUCCAGGUCUCCCUGGGAUUCCAGGAACUGGAGGGCUUGAUGGACCCCAAGGGGAUCCAGGGAAGCCUGGACCACCUGGAGAAAAAGGACCCCCAGGAAGGUGCACGGAGGGUCCCAGGGGGGCCCCAGGACUUCCAGGAUUAAAUGGGUUGGAAGGGCAACAAGGCAGAAGAGGUGAAACAGGGCCAAAGGGAGACCCAGGUAUUCCAGGCUUGGAUAGGUCAGGCUUUCCUGGAGAACCUGGACCACCAGGGAUGCCAGGUCAUCGAGGUGAAAUGGGGCCACCUGGUCAAAAAGGAUAUCCAGGAAAUCCAGGAUUUUUUGGACUACCAGGUGAAAAAGGAAUGAUGGGGAUGAUGGGCUAUCCGGGAAACACUGGCCCUCCUGGGCUCCCCGGAAACCCAGGCACCCCAGGACAGAGGGGUAGCUUUGGAAUUCCAGGAGCAAAGGGUGAGAAAGGGCCCCCAGGAGCCAAGGGGGAAGAAGGAGAUAAAGGACCUCGGGGGCCUUCUCAAAUAUCCAAUUUACUGGGGGACAAAGGAGAACCAGGCCUCAAAGGAUCUGCUGGAAAGCCUGGUGAGAAAGGAAACAGAGGCAUUCCAGGGUUACCAGGUUUAAAAGGACUGGAAGGACCACCUGGACCACCAGGUCCACCAGGCCUCAGGGGAGAUCCAGGCAGCACUGGGAAUCCUGGGGAACCAGGACUGCAUGGCGGGCCAGGAAGCAUGGGGAACAUGGGGGUGCCAGGUCCUAAAGGACAAAGGGGAACUUUGGGACCACCAGGUUUAACUGGAAGGACGGGUCUCCCAGGUGUUCACGGUCUCCAAGGAGAUAAGGGAGAGCCAGGUUAUUCGGCAGGUACAAGGCCAGGACCACCAGGACCAAAGGGGGAUCCAGGAUUGCCAGGUGACACGGGAAGGAAAGGAGAGCGAGGGCUCCCUGGCACCCCUGGACAUUCGGGCCCUACUGGAACUGAGGGAGCCCCUGGACAUCCCGGAAGUCCUGGCCAUCCAGGCAAGCCGGGCCCUGAUGGUGAUUUGGGGUUAAAAGGCAUCAAAGGCUUCCUUGGUUCUCCGGGAGUCAAAGGCCCUCCAGGACCUCCAGGAUUUCUAGGAUCUCCUGGACCAAUGGGUAUGAGAGGCAGCCAGGGACAUGAUGGAAUUCCGGGUCCAGCGGGAGAAAAGGGAGAAACAGGUUUGCUGGGGGCACAUCCAGGCCCGAGAGGGAGCCCUGGUGCUCCAGGAGCCAAAGGAGACAGGGGCACCCCGGGCUUACCUGGCCUCCCGGGCAGGAAAGGGGCAGUGGGAGAUGCGGGGCCACAGGGACCCCCUGGCGUGACAGGACUCCCAGGGCCACCAGGUUUUCCCGGUGCAAUCAUCCCUGGCCAGAAAGGAAAUCGAGGCCCACCAGGCUUCAGAGGAAACCCAGGUGAGCCUGGUCCUCCGGGACCUCCAGGGAGCCACGUAAGAGGAAUCAAAGGAGACAAGGGACUCAUGGGCGAGCCUGGCCCCAGGGGUCUGCCCGGAACUGUAGGAGCCGAGGGGCCACCGGGUCCGCCGGGAGCACCAGGAAGCCCAGGUCUGCCAGGGCUCAGAGGUGAUCCUGGAUUCCAUGGAUUUCCAGGUGUGAAAGGGGAGAAGGGUAAUCCGGGAUUUCUAGGACCAGCUGGACCUCCAGGGCAAAUUGGGCCAAAAGGACCACCUGGUGUACGUGGAGACCCUGGCACCAUUAAGAUCAUCUCCCUUCCAGGAAGCCCAGGGCCACCUGGUCGUGCUGGAGGACCAGGAAUGCAAGGAGAACCUGGGCCACCGGGGCCACCAGGAAUCCUAGGACCUUGUGGGCCAAGAGGUAAACCAGGCAAGGAUGGAAGACCAGGAACUCCUGGGCCAAUUGGAGAAAAAGGAAACAAAGGUUGUAAAGGAGAGCAAGGACCACCUGGAUCAGAUGGACUGCCAGGCUUGAAGGGGAAACCUGGACACAUUGGACCACCUGCAACUGUGACAGUGAUGAGAGGCUUUAUCUUCACCAGGCAUAGUCAGACCACAGCGAUUCCCUCCUGUCCAGAAGGGACAGAGCCGCUCUAUAGUGGGUUUUCUCUUCUCUUUGUACAAGGAAAUGAACAAGCCCAUGGACAAGACCUGGGAACUCUUGGCAGCUGUCUGCAGCGGUUUACCACAAUGCCAUUCUUGUUCUGUAACAUCAAUGAUGUAUGUAAUUUUGCAUCUCGAAAUGAUUAUUCAUACUGGCUGUCAACUCCAGCUCUGAUGCCGACGGACAUGGCUCCAAUUACUGGCAGGGCCUUAGAGCCUUAUAUUAGCAGAUGCACUGUCUGUGAAGGUCCUACGAAUGCCAUAGCCAUUCACAGCCAAACCACUGACAUUCCCUCAUGUCCCAAUGGCUGGAUUUCUCUCUGGAAAGGAUUUUCAUUUAUCAUGUUCACAAGUGCGGGUUCUGAGGGCGCUGGGCAAGCACUGGCCUCCCCUGGCUCUUGCUUGGAAGAAUUCCGAGCCAGUCCAUUUAUAGAAUGUCAUGGAAGAGGAGCGUGCAACUACUAUUCAAAUUCCUACAGUUUCUGGUUGGCUUCAUUAAACCCCCAAAGAAUGUUCAGAAAACCUAUUCCAUCAACUGUGAAAGCUGGGGAGUUAGAAAAGAUAAUAAGUCGCUGUCGGGUGUGCAUGAAGAGAAGACAAUGAAGAAAUCAAAAGAAAAACAGAACUGUUAUUUUUCGUCCUAAAUAACCAAGUAAUGAUGCAGAAUAUACACUUAUUUAGGUAUUUUUCUCUAACCAAACAAUAUGGUUCUGUGAUGACUUAGUACAAAGUUUCUAUUUGUUUCUCCACACAACAAAGCAUUUCUUUUAAGUCAGUUCUGCCAUUCUGGUAUCUAAAUUUGUGCUCUUGAAAAGUUUCCUAUGGCAAGGCAGCAGACUUUUCAAAAAUAUACCACUGAAAUCCUAUGCCACUUGUAUCCAUUGCAUGAUCUCAAUGGCAAUUGUAUAAAGUCUCACGAUACAAGUUAAGAGCUAUUUGGUCCACUGGAUUCCCAAGAUUUGCCCCUUCUAUUCCAGUCUUUGAAACUAGGGGAGGCUAAAUUGGUUUUAGACUGUGCCACCACCCCCUUUAGCCCCUGAGACUGGAUGGAGAUGGGGUCAGGUGGAGUAAUGGUGCCUCGUUCACUGGACUGGACUUUCAGAGCUGUUCAGUAACCUGAGGCCUGAGGAAACCAGAACUGAACUAAGGUUCAUGGUUCUUCUAGGGCUCUUUCAAGUGUACCCAAGACUAAGGCCAAAAGAGGGUUUCCCUGAAUGGUUUUGUUCAUAUUUUUUAAAAGAUUUUUUGCUUGUCCAUUGAAUUCAUUUCACUGCAGCGAUGUAACUUGCUUGCAUUCAAAUUUUUACCCUUAGUGAAUUAAUUUUAGUGGGAUGAUGUUACACACAUACUCUGAAAUGUAUCUUCUUCUUUUUUUUUUUUUUUACCAGUUCACCCACCCAAAAAACAAGGAUACUACUUAUUAGAUAGGUACUUUAUCCCCAUCCCUAUAAAUGUUGAGAAAAUUUAAGACAUUUGCUGGCUAAUCAGGCUCAAAAUAUUUUUCCUUUGCUGUGAUCCAUUCAUAUUCCGUGUAACAUGGGUAUUUCCAUAUUUAUUCUCUGACUACUUCUCUAAUUCUUCUUUUGUAAAAAAAUGUGUUUUAUAUUACAUAGUCUCACCAACCAUGUUGAAA
Molecule: messenger RNA, 6192 nt
Organism: Callorhinus ursinus (northern fur seal)
Lineage: Eukaryota; Metazoa; Chordata; Mammalia; Carnivora; Otariidae
Gene: COL4A3
Product: collagen type IV alpha 3 chain
Biological process (GO): extracellular matrix organization
Cellular component (GO): collagen trimer
Molecular function (GO): extracellular matrix structural constituent conferring tensile strength
Source: RefSeq, a predicted model, not a curated record